AUGUGGACGGGCCUGCGAGUUUGCUUAUGUCUGCUUAUGUCUGAAGACUUUGGGCGAAUCCGAGAAUAGGGACGUGUGAAACGUUAUUAUGCGUUGAGGGUGUGCAGGGUAGCGUGGGAGCUUUUCAUCGGAAUUUGGUGCUCUGCUGGUAGCACGCUUGUCAGUGCACUGUAAACCAUUAAAACCAGAGCGGUGAGCACGGGUAAUUGAGCAUGACUUGCAGAUGGACCGACGUUGCAGGCGAUCCCAAGGACCGGAACGGAUUGAAGCAAGGAGGGGAGGCACAACAAGACUUACCGCGAUGUAUUGAGCAGCGUUGUGUGAAUAGUCGUAUGUAUGGUGGUGGAUCGAAACGGGGUAGAAGAAGGAUACCUAGCGUCAAGCGGUUUGAGGGGGUCCGAUUGAGGUGGCUCGUAUGUCUCGUAGGUCGUAGGCUGUUCUUCGGGGCGUUAAACCGGGCUCUGCUGGACCGAGUGCGGAGGGAAAACAAAGGUGGUGGUGGGUUGGUUUUUUUUUUUCUUUUCCCCACCCCCCGUCAAGCUGUCUUCCUUACGCUAGUGGGCGGCUUGAGGCGUAUGGCGUAUGGCGUGGGUUUACUUUUCCGUCUGUAUGCAGAGCACGGUGCCUCCGGUGUCUCGCGCAGCUCAAGUCGCAGGACUGGGAUGGCGACUGGUACUGGAUUGGGGCGGCAGGUCGGGGCAAGUCAAAGAGCUGGGCGUGGAACUGGAAGGGGGUUGGUCGUCGAGUGGAAAUGUUUCGAUGGCAGCAAUGUGCGUGGGACACGCGAGCGCGGAUUCGCUGUGGCAGUGGGCGUCUGAGCUCUGCGAACCAGGAACCGGAAGCGAGAGGGUUGC
This is a messenger RNA of Colletotrichum navitas, 854 nucleotides long. RefSeq lists its product as uncharacterized. Bases 213 to 818 code for a protein of 201 amino acids. The transcript has a single exon. The record is from RefSeq and is a predicted model, not a curated record. Lineage: Eukaryota; Fungi; Ascomycota; Sordariomycetes; Glomerellales; Glomerellaceae.